CCGCACUGGAACUGCAUGUCGCUUUGCCCAACCCAGUACCUACGCCAUCGUCCACCUUUCUCACGUGCUCCCGCGUUGGACAGUGCAGCAAGCGCUGCAGAUCGCACGCACCACUCAACGCGCCUGGCCUUUGUUCAUGGGCGUAGCAGCGCGUCACGCAAACAAAACGACUGCGAAACUAUUGCUACAAUUGUUCACCACCAAAUCGCAGAUCUGUCAGAUAAUGCAUUGAUAAAGCGCUACUCUAUUUGGUGUUUUAGAUGCACCCUCAUAAUUAACACAGUCGAAUCUUUACUCUUAAUCCAUGAUUGACACACCUUGAAGCCGCUCUUCGCCAUGGCUGGCUUGCCGUCUCAAUUCUCGCCCCUGCGAGACAUCCUGGACGGAAAACAUGAUAAUAAUACUUUUGUAAAUGUCAUUGGGUUUGUUGCGGAUUUUAUGCCACCCGUGGCUACUCGAGGCAAAGACUGGAAAUGUCAACUUAAGCUCACUGAUCCGUCCACCGAACACGAUAGUGCUCAAUUGCACGUCAACAUUUUCCGAGACCAAGCAUCCAUGCCGCAGGCCAAAUGCGGCGAUGUAAUGCUCAUUUUUGCUGGCAAGGUCCAGCAAUUCCAGCUCGGCCUCCAUUCCCUCAUUACACAUGUGACCACCUCUUUCUACAUAUACGACUCGAAGACGAUACCUAGACCCCCUAAAACUGCUACAGUGGCGAUGGUACCGAGCAACAAGCCCCAACGCCGUAAACCGACAGCCGAGGAAGACGGCUAUGUUUCCAAGUUUUUCCAUAGCUCAAGCAAGGACAACCUGCCAACCGAAGCCGAGUUUCAAGAACGGUCAACCAGAGCACUUGUUGUUAAAGACAAAUAUGUGCCACUUUCCAAAGCCGCUGACGGCAAGUUUAUCGACACAAUCGCUCAGAUUGUUCGCAAGCCAUACGACCUCUCCAGCAUGUACUCACUUUGGAUAUCCGACUACUCAGAGAACCUCGACUUCUAUCAGCAUACUAUGAAAGGACUAACCGCUUUAAACAAAGGCGACAGCUACGGCUACACAACACGCUUCUCAGAACCCAGCACGGCCACUGAUGAGGAAUCUUGGACCGGCCCAUUUGGCAAGCGAAGCCUGCAACUUACGUGCUACGAGCCGCAUGCCACCGCAAUUCGCACUCUCGAGCUCGAUGAAGGGUCAUGGGUGUAUUUAAAAAAUCUGCAAAUCAAAGUUGGUCGGAAUGGGGCCAAUCUGGAAGGCUACCUGCGUGGCGACCAGCAGUACCCGAGCAAGAUCAACAUCAUACCGUAUGACCUGAGCUCCAUGGAGCGCGAUGAAGCCGAUCCCCGGCUGCUAGAUGCACUCCGCCGGAUGCAACAGUACGAAAAGAUGAAGAAAGAACAGCUCGCUGAAAUCUCAGGCGCCGCAGAGGCUGGCAAGAAGCGAAAAGCAGCGGCUACGCAGGAAGAAGAGACCAAGGGCAAACGGAAAUCGAAUGCCAAAGCUAAGCGUGAAGCUGCGCGCAAAGGCAAAGCUGCUGCAUAUGAAGCAGCCAAUUCAAAUACACCAGACACUACAAACACUACGCAGUCUUUGACUCAAGAUGAAGCAAACUUAAACGCACCGGAAACCAGACCCAGCACACAAGUCGCCUAUGAUAGCAUAUCCGAGCCGGAUGAUGUCAAUAAACAAAUCAAAGCAGAUAAUCUGGCAGCCCACAGCAGCAUAAUCGCAGACAUGUUUGUCCCCGAGUACCAUCCAGUCAUUGAUGGCGACACCACCAUGUCCAUCCCUCUUCCCUUCGCCAACCGCAACUACCGCACCUAUGUGCGCGUCGUCGACUUCUACCCACACACUCUCGCCAAAUUCGCACGCCCGAAAAAGGCCAGUGCACAGCGUCCAGAAUCUCACCUCCUCGACGAGGAUUCUGCUCCAUCCUCCGACUACGACUCUGACGUACCCUCCUCGUUCAGCGCUACCAAGAACUGGGAAUGGUGCUUCUAUCUCAAACUCGAAGACGCCGACGUGCCUGACGGCCAAGACAAGCGAGCUAUCUGGGCUGCUGUCGACAACCCUUCUGGCCAAUGCCUGCUCAACCUUGACGCAUCCAACCUCCACGUCAACGAGAACAAGGUCCAAUCAAUGCGCGAAAAGCUUUUUACCCUCUGGGGCGACCUUGAAGAACUCGUCACCGAGCAGGAAGAGGCAGAAGAACAAGCCUUAGCCGCAGCUGCACGCAACAACGCGCCGCCCGACAGCUCGCCAGUCAAACCGGCACCCUCACAGGCUCUCUUGGCUGUAAAGAACAAGCCGUUCCCCUGUUGCAUCUGCCAAUACGGCGUGCGUGUGACCGAAGAUGACGAAACUAAAGCAGAUGCUGGCGAGAAUAAGCGCUGGCAACGCAUGUUUGCGCUCUUUGGCACUCGCAUCUGCGACUAGACUACACACUUAUCCCUGUACUUAAUAUCCCAUCCACCUUGGCUUCGAUCUACAAUGAGCAACAUCUCUUCUGUAUAUAGUUAAUUCACCCCGUGUCAUAGAGAGUCAGCAUGUAAAUAUGAAAUACUUUCAAUUUCGUCAAGAUAUAAACACGCCCAUGAGAAUCAUUAGAACAAUAAGAAACAAAAGCGCGAAACCCUUCAAGUCCAUCCAUCAAAACGACUACGUAGACGCCGCUGCUAUUUUGUGCAAAAAAGACCCUGGUGUACAUUUGACUCCGUACAUGUAAACAAGGCCGUCCAAAGCAAUACAAAAAAGAUGAGAAACAAAACGCAGGUCGUCCCGGAACCCAAGGUUCUCAAUGCCCAAUAUUUUCAACGAAAGUCUGCCCAGCCCAAAAACCCAAACCCAAAAACAAAGAAACUUAGUCGUCCUCAGCGUCGUCGAUGGGGUCCUCCUCAAGAAGCUCCCGUCUGAUGAGGUCUUCUCUGGAGCCCUCUUCAAUGUGCACCUCGUCAAACAUGUCCUCGUCGUCGACAGUGGCCUUGCUGAGCUGCACGGCGGGCUUCGGCGCUGCCUUCUUCUCUUUGCGUGCGAGCUUACUCUCAUCGAGAUAGGCCACAACUUCUUUGAAGUUGUUGCCCAGCUUGGUCUGGUUGCGCAGGAGACGACGGCGCAGCUUGUCGGCGUGCGAGCCGCGGUUGUCAAUGAGUUGGCCAGCAAUGGCGAGGACAUAUUUGGCCGUGAGUUCGCAGAGGGCCUUUUCGGCCUGGAGCUCGGCGGCAAAGCGCUCCUCCUUGGGCAAAUCUUCGUCCUCGUCGUCCUCGUCCUCGUCAUCCUCAUCGUCGUCAAUAGGGUCUUCGUCCUCAGCGGGCUCGUUGAGGAUUCUGUCCUUCUUGGCCUUCUUGGCAAACUGCUUCUCGGCGCCGUCAAAGAUGGAUGUCAGCUCGGGAAUCAAGCCAGGCUCGAUUUCCUGGACAAGCACCUUGAACUUCUCGGCGCGCGCUGAUGAGGCGCUCAGGGCGUUGAUCUUGGGACGGAGAGUAGCAAAGGAAAGAUGCAGAUCGCAGAGCGAACCUGUGGCAAAGAGGCGGAGGGAGUCAAUGACAGCCCGUGAUGAGAAUGUUUCGAUGAUGUAGCGGCGGUAUGUCUGGCGGAGGAUGGAGAGGCUGUCGAUUUCGCCGUCCGAGACAGCAGCACCGGCAGAGAGGCGCUUGGCAAGCGCUAGGAUCUUCCACAUAAAGUAGAACUGGCACGACUUGAUGGCCAGAGCCACCAGCUCGUCUUCCAAGUCGUCAAUCUCGCCAUCCUGCGGCACAUACUUACCGCGGUGGACGAGGUUGACUAGGAUCUGGAUGGGUGUUGAUUCGUUUUUCUUGGACUUGCCGGUUCCCUCGAGGACCUCGAUGCAAUCUGAGAUACUAGCCAGCUUGCUAAUCUUGAGCAGCAGCGUGAUGAGCUGCUGCAAUUGGUCUUCAGAGAGGUUACCGCGGACGCUAGGCUCGCAAGUCUUUUCAAUGCUCUUGAGAGAUGCGACAACAUUCUCCCAUAGCACGGAGAUUUUGCUGUCCGUCAGCUCCUCAAGCUCAUCGUAUUGUCUGGCGUGAAGCAGCGCGGCUGUGGCCUCUGCAAGUACUUGUUUGUCAUCGUGUCGCAUGAAUUGUGUGCUAAUCUCGUUGAGAAGGCGCUCGUACUUGGUGGCAUCCUGUCGCAGCUGCUGGAAGACAUCGAGGUUGAGAUAGUGUUCGAGGCGGAGGACAAUGGCUGCAGUCUCGGCCUCGGCUCCGAAUUUGUUCAACAACUUGGGGAUGAUGGACGCAAGCUCAACGGCGACGUCCUCCUGAGACUCAACCAAGUCUGCGCGACCACGGCUUCUGGCUUUGUCGGGGUCUCCAAUGUGUGAGAUGCUCAUCUUGACGCCGGCGCCGAGAACCUCGAGCAGAAUGGUUUCUUCUUCGCUUGUCGGGGCUACCGUUUGCUUGAAGACGGCUUCUGGCGACGCAUUUUUCGAGCGACCCUUAGUGGCUCUGGCUUUGGUGCUUGUGGUGUGAUCAAACAGGAGAUAUCCAGCCAAAACCUCCCAGUUGCUAAUCUCAGUAAUCUUGUCGUACAGGACUUGUGCGGCAAGGGCGACACGUGUGUCUGGGACAGCAGCCUCCAACAUAUCUAGGGCGAUGGUUUGACCAGCAGCUCCAGCACCAGACUGAGUUUCAUCGACUUGUGAGUUGUAAAUCGCCAGCGUCUCGGUAAGACACUUAAUGUCGAGCCACUCACGGCGAGGAGAGUCGAACUCGUCGUCCUCGCCGGCGUCAAUCUCCUCCAAAACAUCCGAACCGCCCAUGGCCUCCAGCUUGCCUUCCUUGACAUCCUCAAGACAGGCGACGAAGAAGUUGACGACAGCCUUGCGGAUUCUAAUUUCAUUGUCGAAAACGAGCUUGCCAAUGGCAUCAAUUUCGCUAGGGUCGAGUAACGCAGCUUCGCGCAAGGCAUCAAUAACGGAGAUGGCCGCCACUCUAACAGAGAUUUCCGAGUCAAUGGUUGCCAUCUCUAUGAGGCGAGGACGGAAUCUGUCGAUGAAAUGGCCAAGCUUCUCUGCAUCUCGUCUGAAAACCUUGCCCAGCUGCUUGAGUACUUCGUGACGCGUAGGAGCAUUGGUAUCAGACAGCAUCCAUCCCAGAUAGCGUAGGUAGCUGGGCUCCAUGAACACUGUAGGCAGGUUCCAGAUCCAGGAUCCAAGCGCCUCGACACAUUCGGUUCUGAUUUUGGCGUCGACAUCGCGGUAUCUGUGCACAAACACGGUGUCGAAAAAGGACUGGAUCGAGUGGUUGCAAAUUUGGCGAUGGCUGUUGGCCUCGGUCAAGUUGCGCUGAAUUUCCGCAGACUUGGUCUUGUUAGUCUUUCCGCGCUUAGCAGCAGCCGCUUGCUGUUCAAUGUUUGCUAUUCUUCGGUCGAGGAUGCCGGCUACGUCAAUAAGGCCGGACUGUGUGGCUAGAGAGAUGGUGGUGGCGGUGUGUCGGAAAGGUCGAAGCGCCGAAGAGGACAUACUGGCUAGCCAAGCAUGCAAAUUUUCCAUCAGAUUGACAUCUUCGUACAUGACGUCUGUCUCAUGGAUGAGCGCGACGAGCAAUUCGAAGAAUGAAACAAGCAUAUCGCGGAACGAUCUGGUUCCUUUGGCGCGGGAUACCAGCGGGUAAUCGGUGAUGCUUUGCUGUAG
Messenger RNA from [Torrubiella] hemipterigena, 5644 nucleotides. The record is from the annotation of a GenBank genome assembly. NCBI's taxonomy places the organism in Eukaryota, Fungi, Ascomycota, Sordariomycetes, Hypocreales, Clavicipitaceae.